Melospiza melodia melodia is the source of this 2385-nucleotide messenger RNA. RefSeq lists its product as uncharacterized. Gene Ontology annotation, cellular component: mitochondrial matrix. The transcript has 9 exons. The record is from RefSeq and is a predicted model, not a curated record. Gene Ontology annotation, molecular function: protein binding; translation elongation factor activity. Lineage: Eukaryota; Metazoa; Chordata; Aves; Passeriformes; Passerellidae. The coding region runs from base 1 to 2385 and encodes 794 amino acids. Gene Ontology annotation, biological process: mitochondrial translational elongation.
AUGCAGCGCGCGGCGCUGGGCGCGCUCGGGGCGGCGGCGCGGCCCCGGGACCACCGGGAAACCGGGACCCCAGAACCCCAGCCCCGGGACCACCGGGAAACCGGGACCCCAGAACCCCAGCCCCGGGACCACCGGGAAACCGGGACCCCAGAACCCCAGCCCCGGGACCACCGGGAAACCGGAACCCCCGGAACCCCAGCCCCGGGACCACCGGGAAACCGGGACCCCAGAACCCCGGCCCCGGGACCACCGGGAAACCGGGACCCCAGAACCCCAGCCCCGGGACCACCGGGAAACCGGAACCCCCGGAACCCCAGCCCCGGGGCCACCGGGAAACCGGGACCCCAGAACCCCAGCCCCGGGACCACCGGGAAACCGGGACCCCAGAACCCCAGCCCCGGGACCACCGGGAAACCGGAACCCCCGGAACCCCAGCCCCGGGACCACCGGGAAACCGAGACCCCAGAACCCCAGCCCCGGGGCCACCGGGAAACCGGGACCCCAGAACCCCAGCCCCGGGACCACCGGGAAACCGGAACCCCCGGAACCCCAGCCCCGGGACCACCGGGAAACCGGAACCCCAGCCCCGGGACCACCGGGAAACCGGAACCCCCGGAACCCCAGCCCCGGGACCACCGGGAAACCGAGACCCCAGAACCCCAGCCCCGGGGCCACCGGGAAACCGGGACCCCAGAACCCCAGCCCCGGGACCACCGGGAAACCGGAACCCCCGGAACCCCAGCCCCGGGACCACCGGGAAACCGGAACCCCAGAACCCCAGCCCCGGGACCACCGGGAAACCGGGACCCCCAGAACCCCAGCCCCGGGACCACCGGGAAACCGGAACCCCCAGAACCCCAGCCCCGGGACCACCGGGACCCCCAGAAUCCCAGCCCCGGGACCACCGGGAAACCGGAACCCCAGAACCCCAGCCCCGGGACCACCGGGAAACCGGAACCCCAGAACCCCAGCCCCGGGGCCACCGGGAAACCGGGACUCCAGAACCCCAGCCCGGGGACCACCGGGAAACCGGGACUCCAGAACCCCAGCCCCGGGACCACCGGGAAGCCCCAGCCCUGGGACCCUCCCAGCCCCGUGACCUCACAACUCCGAGACCCCUGGGACCUCCGAACCCCGGGACCACCGGGAAUCCGAGCCCUGGGACCCCCAGAACCCCAGCCCCGGGAUCACCCGGACCCCCAGCCCCGGGAACAUCGGAACACCCAGCCCCGGACCACCGGGAACCCCUACCGGGACUACCGGGAACCCUGGGACCCCCCGGCUCCGGGACACCCGGGACCCCCAACCUCGGGUCCCCCCAUUCCCGUGACCCCCGGCUAUCCUCGGGCGCCCCCCGCCCCCACUCUGCGCUUCCCCCCCCCUCCGGCCGCCCCGUGCCGCUGGCUGAGCGCGGCCCCGCCGGCGCUGCGGGAGCUGCGGGAGCUGCGGGCGCGCACCGGGCAGCCCGUGCUGCGCUGCCGGGAGGCGCUGGAGCGGGCGGGGGGCGACCUGCGGCAGGCCGAGGCCUGGCUGGAGGCCGAGUCGCGCCGCCGGGGCUGGGCCAGGGCCGCUGCCCCCGGGGCUGCCCGGGCCCGGCAGGGGCUCGUGGGGGUCCUGAGCGAGGGCUCGGCCGCCGUCAUGGUGGAGGUGAACUGUGAGACGGAUUUCGUGGCGCGGACCCCCGACUUCCAGCAGCUGGUGGAGAUGGCGGCCAGGGGGGUCCUGGGGCACUGCCAGGGGGCCUCGGGCACCAAGCUCCUGCUGCCAGAGGAGGAGCUGGCCCAGGUGCGGGCAGAGAACGGGGGGGACCUGCUGAGCGAGCACCUGGCACUGGCCAUGGGCCGCCUGGGCGAGCGCCUGGCACUGCGCCGGGCCGGCUGGCUCCGUGCCCCCCCCGGCGGCUUCGUUGCCACCUACGCGCACGGCUGGGUGCCCGCCGGGCCCGCCGUGGCCAUGGGCACCUACGGGGCGCUGGUGGCGUGCGGGGGGCCGGGCCCGGGGCCCCCCCCGGCCGAGCUGCGGGAGUUGGGGCGCAGGGUGGCGCAGCACGUGGUGGGCAUGGCGCCCACCGCCCUGGGCACCCCCGAGGACGAGCUGGGCGGGGAGAGCGAGACGCGGCUGCUGGCACAGGGGGCACUGAUGGAGCCGGGCGUGCCCCUGGGGCGGUACCUGCGCGACCGGGGCGGCCUCCGCGUGUGCGACUUCCUGCGCUUCCAGUGCGGCGAGGAGCCCCCCCCGGGAGCCCCCCCCGGGCUGAGGGGGGCGGCUGAACCCCCUGACCCCCCCCUUGUGCCCCCCAUGCCAGGCUGGGGCGGCGAGAGCCCCCCCCAGUGUGGGGUGAGGCUGAAUAAAGGUGCGGAAUCCAGGCCGGGUGUUUUGGUUUGA